This is a messenger RNA of Penaeus monodon (black tiger shrimp), 3551 nucleotides long. RefSeq lists its product as uncharacterized. Lineage: Eukaryota; Metazoa; Arthropoda; Malacostraca; Decapoda; Penaeidae. Bases 1 to 2253 code for a protein of 750 amino acids. Gene Ontology annotation, molecular function: cell adhesion molecule binding. The record is from RefSeq and is a predicted model, not a curated record. Gene Ontology annotation, cellular component: extracellular matrix. The transcript is spliced from 8 exons. Gene Ontology annotation, biological process: cell adhesion; extracellular matrix organization.
AUGAGGCUCCUGCCGAUCCUUUUGCUAGUCUUCGUCGUGGGGGCGGCGUCUGGCAUCAACUUCAACAUCUUCCGAUGGCCGUCGUUUAACCGCGGCAACCGGUACAAGGGAGGAGGCCUUAGGAACCUCAAAGCUCCGUUUAUUGAGGGCAUUCGGAACUUGAAGAGUCAGGUGCUCGACUUCAAAGGCAGCCUCUUCAACAAGGGAAACUUUUUCAAUAAGGGAGGCGGACAGUCCAGCUACUACCGCCGCCCGCCGUCCCAUUACGGAGGCGGAUCAUCGGGAACCGGGUACGGAGGCGGCGGCGGCGACGGCAGCAAUGGCUACAUCCAGGUGUCUUACCAGCCUCCGUCCACGGGUUACGGCGCUCCUCCGGCCCCUUCCUCCAACUAUGGCGCUCCUCCGGCCCCUUCCUCCAACUAUGGCGCUCCUCCUUCCGACACGUACGGUGCCCCACAGGCCCCGGCCACCGGAUAUGGCGCUCCUCAAGCUCCUGCUACCGGCUAUGGCGCUCCACAAGCCCCAGCCACUGGCUAUGGCGCACCUCAGGCCCCACAAGCCCCGGCCACUGGCUAUGGGGCACCUCAGGCUCCAGCAACUGGAUAUAGCGCCCCACAGGCUAACACCGGAGGAGUGCAAGCAAAUCCCACAGGGCUAAAGGCUCCUCAGGUGCAAAGCUCUGGCGGUACGGGAACGGGGCAGACGGCCGCAAGACCUCUGCAAAAUACCUAUAAUGCCGGGACAGGUCAGGCAGCUACUGGUCACAGCGGAAGCCAGGCCCAGUCGCACAUCAACGCGCCCUUAUCGGCGGCGAUGGCCAUGGGUCACCUGCUGAAGGAGGAGGAGGUGAUCAAGGGCGCCGGGAAGGCGGAAUGGCAGCCCGUGACGGGAGCCCCCACAGCUGCUCCUCCCAUUGACGUCCGCGCCCCGGCGUCGGUGGUGCAAAACCAGGGGACAAAGACCCAGAUCACGGCAGCAUCGCCAACAGAUGAGCCCCUCUUUAUCGACUUGACGGGGCCUGGCACGACCGGCGGGGGCGCUAACGGAGGGGUGAUCGGAGGUGCACUCGGGGGGACAUCAAACACCUUCAAUGGUCUAUCAAGCGAUCCUGUGGUCGUGGACGACACCGACGACACCUUACUGAUUUCUGCGACUGAGGAAUAUGACGACAUCUUAUUGGUAGACAAAGGCAGCGCCGACGCAGCGGCCGAGGCACUGUCCAAAGUCGUGGACGCAGCGCUGCUCAUCGAUGAACCCGCAGGAAAGGCCCUUUCUGGGAGCCGCCCUCAGGAGAACGUCGUGUCCGUGGGACAGACGGCCUUCGCGAGCAGCAAGGGGCGCAGCUCAGACACGCUGCAGCCCGGUCAGAACUCCAACAUGAUGUUCUCAGGUCUCAUGGAAGAACUGCAGCUGAGCACCCUCAUGGCCCUCAUUCGAAGGGCCAACCUGGAGGCCAUGCUCACUACGGAAGGCGGAUUUACCAUCUUCGCCCCCUCCGACUCCGCCUUCUCCCUCCUGCCUCGCUCGGUGGUUUCGCAGCUUCAGAACAACACGGACAAGCUGCGGGAGGUGGUGCUGUUCCACGUGGUGCCAGGUGUGCUGCGGCUCGAGGACCUUACGGACAACGGCAUGCUGUCGUCAGCCUCGCCAAAGGGUCGGAAGCUGCGAGUCAACGUUUUCAGACACGGAUCCGAUUUGCAGGAUGUUGUGACCAUUAACGGAGCCCGUGUUAAGCGCCACGACAUGAUCGCAACCAACGGCGUCAUCCACGUGAUCGAUAAGGUCUUGUACCCAAUGGCAGACCUUAGCAUUAUGGACCAUCUGACCACAUGCGAGACCUUUACUGGAGCAAACGUGGCCGUGACAGGUGCUGGUCUAACGCCAGUCCUUGAGCAAGAUGGUCCCUACACGGUGUUCCUACCCACGACCGAGGCCUUCGCUGCUAUAGACAAUGCCACGGUGUCGAGUUUCAUUGAAAACAUCACUCUCUUGCAAAAUGUUCUGAUGUACCAUAUCGUUCCUGGAGCUUACUUCAGCGAGGGACUGAGAGAUGGGACGUGGCUACCAACUCUUGCUCAGGAACAAGAGUUGCAAAUGAGAGUCACUUCCGACGGAUACACACGUCGUCUUGCUGGUGUUGGAGGAAAAGCCAAUGUGAUAAAGCAUGACAUCAUCGCCACGAACGGAGUCAUCCAUGUUAUUGACACAGUGUUACGGCCUGAAAAGGAAACUCCUGUAUGCGGGCACUUCUGAUAAAAGUUAAUUGCGUUAAUGGACUCUUCAAAUAUUUGCUCUUCAACCUGGUGUACAUGUUUAUAAUGGCGUAAUGUCAUUAUUCGCAAUACUCAGAGAGACUUUGCUGUGCAACGGUUUUUUCAUACCAUGGAAAUUACCAAGUCUUGGGGAUAGUCUUAAGGAUAUGGGGACUUAUUCCGUAUUAAGUGUUUUCUGGAUAUAUUGUUCAAAAUAUGGGGGUUAGUAAGCAAAAUACGAGAAACGAGAGGAGUGUAGACGCCAGAACAAGCUUGCCAUGUAUCUUCUGAUUUUCGGGUAAAACCACGUCUCUCCUUGAAGGAGCAGAUUGAAUUGUGUCUCUGUAGCUGAUCAUUUUCAGUCUAAUGCACUGUGAUGAGAGACAGCAUGUGUAACUUGUACAUAUAUUAAUGUAUAAAGAUGUUUUUGUCAUAGAUUGAUAUAUGUAGUGUACUAUGUAGUAUUUUUAUGCCAGUGAAUAUCAGAGUAUUAUAUAUAUGAUAAACUGUUGGUUCACACAGGAUGCUUGCUCGGUCUCCGUUCUAGAAGCUUCUAAAUGUGGGAAAUCUUUGUUUAAGUACAAAACUGUGUAUACAGGCCUUUCCGCACAUGAGAUUUCCUUUUAUGUGCUGUCCUGUGACUAUCACUUUCUCUGUGUUUGACUCCUGUGUUUGUUCCUCAGUUUAUCGUCAUUUCAGCGAAGAAAAAUACUGUGUACGCGAUUGCGAUCAGAAGCAAAACGUAAUCAAAUUCUUUAUUUUAGUUGAUAUUUUUUGUUACCCAUUAAUUCUUAUCUCUUUCAUUGUCGUUUCGUGCUCAUCCUUUGUUAACUUUAUUCAUGUUAUAUAGAGCUAUUGUUUCUACUUUUUUCCACUGGGGAUUGUUUUACUCUCCACUGUUUGGGAAGCUCAGUCUUUUCCAAUUUUUUUGCCAACCUCAAAAUUUCUAGCAGGAAAAAAAAAUCUAAAUUGGUGAUCAAGGAAAAAUUUCAUCUGAUUUCCUUUUUAGGUUGUGAUUUUAAUAGGAUUUACCUAAUUCUGUCUGUUUUUUUUUUUUUUUUAGAUGGUUGGUGGAUGUAUUCAUAAAGUCAAAAUAAAGUGGUAUUGUUAGUAUAGAUUUUUUUCUAUUAUGCUCUGCCAUUUGUCAUAUUUCUUGUUUGUAUAGAUGUAUUAUUCUAAUUUGAAUAAAUAUUUUAUGAUAAUUUUAGUUUUUAUAACCGAACUGUUAAUAAUUUAUACCAAAUUAUUAUUUUCAAACUAAUUUUAAAUGAUUGUUUUCAAACUUUUUAUAUGCCUGCC